CCGGACUUCCGGUAUUCCAGGUGUACUGGGCGGAAGAAGGCUCUAUGUAUCGGCAUAGAUUAUACUGGUCAGCCCGACAUAGAGCUCCGAGGUUGCGUGAACGAUGCUAAGAACAUGUUCAAUUUCCUUCAAGAGAAUUACGGCUUUCAUAAAAAAGACAUGGUUCUUCUCCGAGACGAUGCUCACUAUAGUCGAGAUAUUCCGACGAAGGAGAAUAUACUCAAUGCAAUGAGGUGGCUCGUCAAUGAUGCACAGCCUAAUGACUCAUUGUUCAUACACUACUCAGGCCAUGGUGAGCAGACUAGAGAUCUGGAAGGUGAUGAAGUCGAUGGUCUUGAUGAAGCCAUUCUCCCGCUUGAUCAUCAAAAAGCUGGAAUGAUCAUAGAUGAUUUGAUGAACGAGAUGAUGGUGAGACCCCUUCCGAGGGGAUGUCGCCUGACCGCCGUCUUUGACUCUUGCCAUUCAGGAAGCAUGUUGGACCUUCCGUUCCAAUAUAAUUCAGGUGGGGGGCUCAAACCAAGCCAGGUCACUCCUGGCUUCCGUAAGGCGCGGUCGACUCCCGCUGACGUGGUCUCCUUCAGUGGAUGCAAGGACACAGAAACGAGUGCUGAAACGUGUGAGGAAGGGCUCUUCGUGGGUGCCAUGAGUUACGUACGUGCUAUUUCCCUUUUGGCGCAGAUGGGCCAUAACGAAGCUUAG
Messenger RNA from Gloeophyllum trabeum ATCC 11539, 699 nucleotides. RefSeq names its product peptidase C14. Gene Ontology annotation, molecular function: cysteine-type endopeptidase activity. Lineage: Eukaryota; Fungi; Basidiomycota; Agaricomycetes; Gloeophyllales; Gloeophyllaceae. The annotation marks the transcript as partial. The record is from RefSeq and is a predicted model, not a curated record. Gene Ontology annotation, biological process: proteolysis. The transcript has 12 exons.